This is a messenger RNA of Paramecium pentaurelia, 547 nucleotides long. The record is from the annotation of a GenBank genome assembly. NCBI's taxonomy places the organism in Eukaryota, Ciliophora, Oligohymenophorea, Peniculida, Parameciidae.
AUGGAUAAUAAUAUUUGGUAGUUAUCACCAUUAUUGUUUACAAAAAAUGAAUCUGUAAGAUUAAAUUAUUUAUUAAUAGAAAACAUCAAGCUUAAAUAGAAUUUGCCCUAAUCACAAGAAAGAAAUUAUUUUGAUUGAUAUGGACUCUUAAAAUAAGAAAAUUGAAGAUAGGUUUGCAUGUGUUGACUGCAUUCCUGAGAACCCAUAAAUUAAAUACUGUUCAAUCGAAACUAUUAAUAAAUAAAGGAGAGAUUACAAUUCAGGAUCAUAUAAAAUGUUAUCAGAGUAUCAAAAGAAAAGCAAAUAUAAAAAAACUAAUUAAUUCAAACUAAUUGCUUCGAUUAGAAAAAAUUGCAAUAAAAAGUUUAAUGAAAUCAGUGAAAAAUUUAUAUUAGAAUAGUUUUAAUCAUUUGAUAAAAGCAAAGAUACCAAAUAAAUAAAAAAUGUAACAAUUUAGGCUUUAAAAGACGAAUAAUUGUUAAAAGAUUUAAAAUAAUUAAUUAAUUAAUUGAUAAAAAAAAAUAACUUAAAACUAAUCAUUAAUUGA